GCUUAUACAACCGGGGCUUCAUCUACCUGGACGUUCCCAUAUCUGAUGACAGCUGUAUCUCAGUGCCCCCUCUUGAAGGCUUUGUCAUGAACCGUGUCCAGGGCGAUUACUUUGAAACGCUUCUCUACAAAAUCUUUGUGUCCAUUGAUGAGCAGACGAAUGUGGCGGAGCUGGCAAAUGUGCUGGAGAUUGACUUGGGUUUAGUGAAGAAUGCAGUCUCUAUGUACUGUCGCCUCGGCUUCGCUGUGAAGAAAGGUCAAGUGUUCAGCUCCGAGCAGCUUCACCUCAGCUGGAAGAACGCCCCGUCUGUCAACAGACUCAAGAGCACCAUGGAUCCCCAGAAAAUGCUGCUGUCCUGGGAGCAGGGCAGCCCCGUCAUGGAGGCAGGCUCUUCAGCCACAGACACGGACACCACCAGCCUGGAAGACCAAGCUGAAACGGGCAGCGUUAGCAGCCUGAGCAUUCCAGCCGCGCCCACCAAAAGGAUCGCCUUCCUGUUUGACUCCACUCUCACAGCUUUCCUCAUGAUGGGCAACCUGUCUCCGAAUCUGAAGAGUCACGCGGUGACCAUGUUUGAAGUGGGGAAACUGUCUGAUGAGACUCUCGACAGUUUCCUGGCUGAGCUGGAAAAGGUGGAGAGCACAGCAGAGGGCGAGGCUCAGCGGUACUUUGAUCAUGCUCUGACCCUUAAAAACACCAUCCUUUUCCUGCGCUACAACAAAGAACUCACUCAGGAUCAAGGGCCUGAUAUUCCAAAUAUAGGUUUCCCCUUGGACAUGUUGCGCUGCGAGAGCCUGCUGGGUCUGGACCAGGCCACCUGCAGCCGCGUCCUCAACAAAAACUACAAGCUGCUGGUUUCGAUGGCGCCCCUCAGCAAUGAGAUCAGACCCAUCAGCAGCUGCACGCCUCAGCACAUUGGCCCAGCCAUCCCUGAGGUGAGCUCCAUCUGGUUCAAGCUGUACCUGUACCAUGUGACCGGCCAAGGCCCGCCGUCUCUGCUGCUCUCCAAGGGUUCCAGGCUUCGAAAACUGCCCGACAUUUUCCAGGUCUAUGACAGGCUGUUGAUCACCUCUUGGGGUCACGACCCCGGAGUCGUMCCUACAUCCAACGUGUUGACGAUGCUGAACGACGCCCUCACACACUCUGCUGUCCUCAUCCAGGGACACGGUAUGCACGGUCACGGAGAAACUGUUCACAUCCCAUUUCCUUUUGACGAGGAGGAUCUGAAGGGAGAGUUCUCCUACUCCAACAUGUGCGUGCACAAGGCUCUGCAGCAGCUGAAGGAGCACGUGGAUCUGAAGCACCAGUGUGGCUACGUCACCAUGCUCAACUCCAACAACAGGCACCGCCGCAGGCCCAGUGACAGCGGGGAGUGUGGAGGAGAAACUCACCUCGGAGGAGGCCUGGACACCAACGGCAGCACCGAGUCCUUUGAGCUGGUGACAGAAGAGAAUGGUGAAGGCAAAGGAAAGACGGAAACACCUUCGUCUGAAGAUGAGUGGGUCCCCCUUGAGCUGUGCUUUGGCAUGCCCCUCUUCAGCUCAGAGCUCAAUCGCAGAGUGUGUCGAAAGAUCGCCUCGCACAAACUGUGCAGCAGCGAGAGCCUUCAGGAGCUUCUCCACUCGAGCCGAAAGCUUUCGCUCAAAGUGCUGAGCUUCGUUCAGUCAUUCCAGGACGGCAGCCAGACCUCAGACGUGGACAGCGGCGUGUCGAACCCUCUCAGCCAGCCUCCGGCUGAGUCCGGCGUCCCCCUGCCCUCCAUCAACCUCCUCUUCAAGGACGGGCAGCUGAAGGAAUGGAGCGGGCGGGCCCCACCCCCUCUGCACAUCUCRUCACUGCAGAAAGACCAGCCCUCAUAAACCAGCCGCUGGCUUCGCUUACAUCCAUGGGAGGAAAUGACGACUUUUCAGUAAAAAAAGGGGCCACCUUUUUUUUUCUUUUUUUUUCUUGGCAACAUCACUAUGGAUGGUCUUUAAAACGGUCCUGYGUCUUCAUAUGGAAAUCCCCUCACUUAUAAGCUCCACUUCUCGUCCGCCGGUAUCCAGGUGAGGGGAAGAUGAAGCCCCUCAGCUGUUUAUUGUUUAAUCUUCUGUAAGAGGAACCAUCUAACAUUAGUGCCCCGCCCCCUUUCGCUGUUUCCCUCUGUGAUUUCUUGUGCUCCCAGCAGGGCAGUGUUAUCUGUGAGAGUGGUGCUAUUUUCACAACAUAGAACAAAGAUGGAGGUAAACCCAUCCUCCAAUCAGUGGAGGGGUUUCUUUUCCUGAAAAUAAAGUCAUAUUGUAGUUGUUGUAAAAAGAAAAAAAAAGGACUUUUUCAGAAGUGACAUUAUGCACAUUCUAGGACCAAGACUUUUGGACUUGCCAGGUUGAGUUCUGAUCCAAACCCCACUGCCUCCCUGUAUCGUUCAGUCAUCUAAUGCAUGAUGCUGUUGCACAACUCAGAAAGAUUAUUUUCUUUUCUCUUUACUUGUAACCAAUAAUAGGAGGGGAUGUGUUAUUUGCACUGUGCAGGAUUUCUCCAAACCUGUAGAUAAAUAAAUCUCAUGUCACUUUUUAAAAAAAAAAGUUGGAUCAUUUGUAGUGUACACGUUUUUAGAGCUCAUGUUUAGAAGGAAAUGUUUGCUUAACACAAGCGUUAAAAAACUAUUGGGCAUUUGAAAAACUGUUUUUUUUUUUCAUUUCCAGUAGAGCACCAAAGAUGAUUCUACUUUCUCAAACUGCCUUUUAUUUUGAUGCCUUUGUUGUAGUCAGCCAAUCAAAAAGACUCAGGCCUAUAGGAUCAAAUCUGCUUCAUUUUGCAACUUUUUUUUCAUGAUUCCUUCAUGCUCGAUUGAGUGCAUAUUGCUAAUACAAGGUUCAAGACGAGGUCACAGAAAGUACCAACCGUCCUUGUUCGAGCUAGUUUUAGAGCCACACUGCACAGAGUAGGAACAGUUAAAUCUGCUUGUUUUGAUUGAAGYUGCUGCCACUGUUUCCUCAUUGGAUGGACUCCAGUUUGUGCGCAGCGCUCUGCUCUCUUGGCCAGCCCUUCACACUCUCCAAGGGAUUCUGUUGACUCUGUCUUUUGAAGUGGGGGGAGAACAUGGUUUGUGGUGUAAAGACAGGAGUCAACUUUUUACCCAGGGGAUGGUUAUGCAAAUGUUUCUCCUGGUUUCUCAGAGAUGUUUAYGGCCCAAAGUGUUUUGUGAGUUUCCCCUGCUCUAUUGCAUUUAAAGUGAGAAAACCCCAUUAGUUCUUUCUGAAGGAGUCCACCCUCUGCCCUUCUUSACCCACUUGUGGAAAUUGUCUAAAAAUGUGAUGCUGAAAUAAAUUAUGAAAAAAAAAAAUACAAAAAACAGGAAUAAUACAAGGUCCUGCUGAAGCAUGAGGACUGUGUAGGAUCUGUUGUGUGCACGUGUUGUGUAUGCGUGCGUAUUGUACACCUCAUGGGUGCGUUUUAAAACAAGCCUAAUUUUAACAAGACCCUUACCCCCCACACCCCUUCGAGUCAUGCCUGUUAUCUAGUAGCUCAUUUUCCCCCCAGAUUUUCAUCUUCCACUGUGUUUAAAAUGAUAGUUUUAUAUGUCAGCAUAAAUUUUAGAAAAUCUUUGUUGUAGCUUGUUUAAUGGGACUGUGAAAAUGAAGAAAACACCCCUUGAAAUUAAAAGGGUUGAAGAAGAAAAAAAAACAUUCCUUCACUUUGCCCUGCCUACAUGCUAAUCUAGUUACAUAUGAUCACAAAGAAAUAUGUAAAAAGUAUAUGAAAGUAUAAAUAAAUAUGUAAUGAGAGCAAACUGGA
Molecule: messenger RNA, 3777 nt
Organism: Austrofundulus limnaeus
Lineage: Eukaryota; Metazoa; Chordata; Actinopteri; Cyprinodontiformes; Rivulidae
Gene: fam91a1
Product: family with sequence similarity 91 member A1
Biological process (GO): intracellular protein transport
Cellular component (GO): trans-Golgi network; cytoplasmic vesicle
Source: RefSeq, a predicted model, not a curated record